Dentiscutata erythropus is the source of this 744-nucleotide messenger RNA. The record is from the annotation of a GenBank genome assembly. NCBI's taxonomy places the organism in Eukaryota, Fungi, Glomeromycota, Glomeromycetes, Diversisporales, Gigasporaceae.
AUGUCACUCAAAUAUGAAAAUGGGCUAAAUUUUAAAAAAGAGAACAUAAUACAUGAUUAUGAUAAUUUUGAUAAUUUCGAACCGUUAAAUAUCGGAGAAUCAGACUUAUCUUAUAAAGCAACAUUUAAGAAAUAUACCGAAUAUGUUAUUCUGAGACCAUUAACAAUAUCUCAACGAUUUACUCUAAAAGAUUUUAUUGAAGAACUUAAUAGAUACCAAGAUGUAAAAUUACAUAAUAAUAUUUUACGAAUUUUUGGAUUUACUAUACCAGCUAAUAGGCAUAAAUUUGCACACCUUCACAUGAAUGAAUUGGUUAGAGGUAAAUUACAAAAUCAAAAUGCGACAUUUGUCACUGUUAAUAAUAUAUGGGAUAAUUGGGUCAUGCCACCACCAUUAUUAACACCACCAGCGCUAGCACCAAUGUAUAUCUUUCCCGACUAUCCUAUUUAUAAUUUUCAAUUUGGUGCUAAUGAACAACCUCAACUUAAUGUUAUUAAUAAUGGAAAUUUUCCAAAUGCUAAUGAACAAAAUGGAAAUUUUCAAAUUUUUGUUGAUGGAAAUUUUCAACAUGCCAAUGAACAAAAUGAAAAUUUUCAACUUGGUGCUAAUGAACAAAAUGGAAAUAUUCAAUUUGGUGCUAAUGAACAAAAUGUAAAUAUUCAACCUGGAGCUAAUGAACAAAAUGAAAAUAUUCAACAUGGUGCUAAUGAACAAAAUUUAUUUUUCACCUAUCAAUUUGAAUAA